Messenger RNA from Biomphalaria glabrata, 6349 nucleotides. RefSeq names its product sorting nexin-4-like. Lineage: Eukaryota; Metazoa; Mollusca; Gastropoda; Planorbidae. The transcript is spliced from 15 exons. The coding region runs from base 33 to 1394 and encodes 453 amino acids. The record is from RefSeq and is a predicted model, not a curated record. Gene Ontology annotation, biological process: protein transport. Gene Ontology annotation, molecular function: phosphatidylinositol binding.
UUGCAGAUUUCCAUUCAGUAAAUAUAAUCAAAAUGGCCGACGAAGGCGUAAGCAAACCUGAUUCUGAAGAAAUCAAACCUAUUAAAAAUGCUUCUGCGCUAGUUCACGAUGAUAAAUUUAAGCAGGAAAAAAUACAGAGACCUAGAAAAACACAUCUGCUUCAAUGGAUGGAAAUAACUGUGACAGAGCCAGAGAAGAAAACUAUAGCCUCAAUGAAGAUGCAGGAUACAUUUGUAGUUUAUCUCAUAGAGACAAGAGUCACAGAUGAACAUAUGCAAGGCUUUGGGGAAGGUGCAACCUCUGUUUGGAGACGGUAUAGUGAGUUUGAACUUCUGCGGAACUAUUUGGAUGUAACAUUUCCAGCAGUUAUUGUUCCAGCUCUCCCAGAGAAGAAGGCAACAUAUGCUUGGCAGAAUGUGUCCAUGGAUCGUUUUGAUCCAGACUUUAUUGAACGGCGCAGAGCAGGACUGGAAAUUUUUCUUUUACGAUGUGCUGCUCAUCCAAAGCUUUGCCAGGAUAAAAUAUUUAUGGGAUUCCUACAGCAAGAACAAGGCUGGCGAGAAACAGUGAAUGCAACAGAUUUCUACAGUAAAGCAGAGUCUAGGUUAAAAGCUUUAAAUGCACAGUUUAAAAUAAAGAAAUCAGACAGGCGAUUUGAUGAACUUAAAAAUUACUGUACUGAGCUGCAAAGCAAUAUAGGAAAUAUUCUCAAAAUUAGAGCGCGAAUGUGUGAUAAAUUGUAUGGUAUACAUAAAGUUCAUGGAAACUACGCCCGUGUUUUCAAUGAGUGGAGUGCUAUCGAGAAAGAUAUAGCUGAACAUCUACAGAGUGCUAGCCAUUACAUGGAUGUAUUUGCUUCAUCAAUAGAUGCUCAGUUGGAGGAAGAGGAACAGUAUGCAGAUCAGUUGAAGGAAUAUUACUCAUUUGGAGACUCUGUUAGGUCUGUCUGUCGAAGAUAUGAAUGUGCUCAGUAUGAUUUAGAGAAGGCAGAGGACAACUUAACAUAUAAAAUAGGUCAGAGGGACCUCUUGAAACAGGCUAUGGCAGAAAGCCCAGUCUCGGAAGAGGUAAAGACCAGCAAUCAAGGCAAGAGUGGCUUCUCUUUGAGUGGCAUGAAAAGUAAAAUCUUUGGCAGUGAAGCCCCUGAACAAAGGGAGGUAAGGCUGAAGCAGCUGGAGGAACAGAUUGUUCAGGCUGAAGCUGAGCUAAAGAAAGUCCAGGAGGAGACAGAUUUGUUUGUAGAACAAGCUCUCAGGGACAUUGACAGAUUCCAGAGACAGAAAACAAAAGACCUGCAAGAAAUAUUCACAAACUAUGCUGUUAUGCAGAUCAAACAGUGUAAAAAGGGUAUCGCCAUAUGGAUCAGUGCGAAAGAUUGCUUCAGUAAAAUGUAGUUUCAAAAAUAAAGUGUCCAAAUAUUUAGCUUAAAUGAUAAAAGUGAAAGAUUAAUCUGUAAAUCUGUUGAUGUCAUGCUGAUACAUGGAUAUUACAGGAGAUGUCAACAAUUCAAGAACAUCUUGUGUGUAUCAUUCUACUCUCAAGGGGUAUUGCAGGAUGUCCAUAAUAUCGUUAUAUUUUUCUUACCACUUGGAAUUCCACAAGUAUAUUACAGACAUUUACAUUGCAGUUCAACAUUUCUGAAUGUCAUUUCUCCUAAAUCAUCUGAAAUGCUCAAACAUCAAUGUUAAAAAUUCUCAACACAGGAGAUGUUCUUAGGAGCAGCUGAGAUGAGGCGCUCUGAGCAAGAGAAUUGAAUCAUAAUAUAGUUUGGUUUAGAUCAUGUAUGUUGUCACAAUUCAAAAAAAUGUACAAUUGUACAUUAAGUUAAAAGAUAUAGAGAUUCAUUUGUAAUUUUGUAAUGAACUCUAUAAUGGGCUUUGAAAUAACUUUGAUGUAUUUUUGUCUAGUUUGUCUCAUAGUGUAAUUAUGUUCCUUUUUUUUUCUCUGUGAUAUUUAUGGAAUUGAACUCGUCAUACUUAAAAAGGAUUUUAUUUUUUUUGUUUGUAUUUAUAUUUUAUAUAGAACAGCUAGGCUGACUAUUUUCUAAAUAGUAGUAUCUGGUUGUAAAACAUAGAUGAAAAUAUUCCCACCCAGUAUUCAGUAAACAAAUGUAAGCUUCAAAUUAGCUUGUCCUUUUUAUCUUGUAUUUUGGAAAAGGAAUAUACAAGCUCAUGUAAUUAUUAUCACCAACUUUGUAAACACUGUUUCACUAAGUUGAUCACUACAUUCCACAUCAAGUCCGCAUGUCUGGGUUUUUGUGAAUGCUUUAUAGUUAGAGAAUUCUCAUUCUGAACCUGUUUUCACUUACUGCCAUCACUUCAAUGGUAACGUUGUGACUAUAUUUAUGCUAACAAAAUUGUGCAUAAACAGGAUAACUAAAUUAUUGAUAUUUAAAAUAUAUAUCAUUAAUAUUUUGUGAAUUUGUUAAUUAUUGCUAUUAAUUUUUGUUAUUUAUUUUUUAUUAUUGUCUUAAAAUGUUUAUUUAUACCUUUCAUGUCAUCUAGUUUUAACCACAGACUCCUCAUUAAUCAGAGUUUUGAUUGGACCAGUGGGUAGUUUCUUUCGCUUUAAAUUCUGAUUUUAAUUUUUGUAAAAAGUAUUAUCUUAAAUCAAAACUUCUUUAUUAAUAACUCAACUACUUAAUUAACAGCUUUUCCAUAGAUGAUAUUGCAAACAGGUUCAUUUUUAUAUUUCUUUUUUUUUUUCUAACGAGAUGUUACAUAUUACGUGAGAGAUGAUUUUAAACAAUUAUCAAAUCUACUCGCUGAAUGUUUUGUAACCCUAAAGUUGACUUUCAUUGUGUCAGAGAACUAAUAUGUAGGUGUUGAAUUGUGGCAAGAAAGAAUGUUUUAGCCUUUUAUCACAUAGUCUGAGGAAAACAAACUUAGAUAUUUUCUGAAUUCAAUCUAAGGAACAAGCUGUCUCUUUUUUUCUGGUUUGUUCUUGUUACAUUUUCUCAGUUCCCAAAACUAUUUUAAAUAGAACUAAAUAAAUGAGACAAAAUUAAGUUUCAGUGUUUUAAAAGAAAGUUUUGCUUUUAGUUAAUUGAUUCAUUAAAAAAAAAAAAUUGACCUUGUAAAUGCUGAAUUCUGUGAGUUCUGUCAGGAAUAAAUAAAAAAAAAACUUUAAUCAGUAAAUCCCUGCCAGUAAUUGUCUCAUAUUAAGUCUUUCCAUGUGGUACAAAUGUGUCAUUCAGUAAGGAAUUCUUCAGCUGUCUCCUCAAUAACUUUUUGUUGAAUUUCAAAAUACUUUUUUUCUUGAAGGCAAAAAUAAUUUCAUUUUUACAAAACAUUGAUUUUAAUUAAUGCAGAUGAAUAAAACUAAUUCCAGAUUGAACAUUUAUUUCAUGUUGAUCUUCUUACUUAGGCCAGACUUUUUCACUUAGUUUUAGUUUGCUAAUAAUUUUGUCACUAAACUAAUUAAUAAGAAAGGAUUUUUUUUUUUUUUACUUAUGCUAAAACUAAAACUAUUGUGUAAGUGAGAAACCAUUAAAACAAAGUGGUAAGGUAUAAGCUGAUGUUUUCUUUUGUCAAUAGACUGUAAAUCAUGCUAUUUAUGUAAAUGAUCUUCCCCGACUUUGUUCUACCCGUCCCACAGAACUGAAUGGAUUUGUCAGAUAAAACUAUACUCCAAAAAUGAUGAGUGUUAAACACUACAUAAAACAUAGAACCUUGACCCCCAUUAACUCCCCAGUGUCUGAGAAAUGUAACUGUUUCUACAGAAUUUUUUUUUGGCAUCAUCUUUGCAGCGGGAUAUUUGCUCAGUUUUUGAUAAGCUUUUUGUCUUUUUUUUUGUCCUUAUAGACACAAUAUUUCUUUGUUUUGUUCACUUUUGUUUUAAUGUGUGAACUCGAGUGUCUGGUCCAAAUAUUUUUUUCCUGACUUUUAAAGAAUUGUUGAAACACUGUGUGUGUGAAUAAAUGUAAUGAUUUGUAUUGAAUGGAAGGCAAUUUAAUGUAGUAAUAUUGUAAUAACUUUGAGUUCUUAAUUGAAUUACAUUUUACAUUUAUAUCAGUUUUAAAAACAAACAAAAAAUAAAACUUUAAAAGGAUUCUUUUUUUUUCAUUGAUUUUUCUAAGAAACAACAGCAAAUGUUCUUACAAUUGCUUCAGACAAUUUUCUUUCUACUUUCACAUGUACUUAUCCUCCAUUCGUCAAGUGUUACUAGUGACCUUUUCAUGUAAUCCUUUAUUAUUUAGGCUUGUAUCUAAUAUCCAAUUAAAAAAAUAUAUUGUAGUUGGUUUUUUUUUUAAGUUUCCAUUCAAACAGUAUAUCAUAACAGUUGUAAACCUGGGAAUGGUUUGAUUUAUUUUAAAAAGGUCACUUUUUAUAAAGUAUUACUUAAAAGAUUCACCCCCUUUUUUUUUUCUAUGAAGUUCAAAUCUGACAAUGUUUAAAAUUGUUUAAAAUAAUUUGUUUAUGUCAUUAUACUUUUGUAGUUUCAAUCAUACGAGAUUACAAACAAGAUUCUGCAUUUUUUUUUCAUUGCAUUUUUAAGAACCUGCUAGUAUGUAAUAAAAAAAAAGGAAAGAAUCAUCCUAUGAUUAAAAGGGAGCAUGCAUUUAAUAUAUUUUGUGUAUCAAGUGUGUAAAGUUUUGCCAAUAUUAAAGGUGGUGAUUAUCCAUUGUGUUCUAAACCUUGUGCAAUUGAAUUUUUCUGAUACAUCCUGUUCAUUUUGUCUUAGAUUGGCUGUGGCUGCUCAUGUGCCACAGAUUGGCUGGACUUAUUGAAACUGUUCCAACUCUAGUUUACUAUUGUGCUAAUUGUUAAGGGUUGUUUUUUUUUUAGAGAUGCCUUUAACUCUUUACAAAGAAGUGACUUUUUCAAAAAGUGUGUAUAACAUUUACUUUGCUUGAAGUAUUGAUCACAUGACCAUUGUUGUGUUUGAUAGUUUGACAUUAUUAUCAGGUAGAUGAACUGCUUUGAGAUAGAUAAUAAUACAGAUAUAUUUGUACAAUAGUUCAGACUUGAAGAAAGUUUUCCUUGUCUAGCAAAUUGUGUAUGUUUGUUAAUUCCUUGCCUUUUACUUUUUCCAUAAUAUUAUAGACAUUUAAAAAAAAAACAUGGUUUCUCCAAAAUCAGACCAUUUUAUAGUGAUAGUUUUUUUUUAUUUUAAGUAACACUUUUAAGAUGGAAAUGUGAUUUGCCUCUUGUCCCAUUAGAAGAAUAGGGAAACAAAGUUUUGAUAUUGACAUUAUGGAAACCCAGAAAAAAAACAACUAAUUUGACUAUUGAAUUUUUAUAUUUUUUAUUACUGGUUUGUUAUUCUACUAUUUCAAUAGUCACAUUCAGAAUGUUGAAAACAGAUGUGUGACUUGAUCAUAAACAAACCAAGAAGAAGCCAUUUCAUUUAAUAACAUAUUCUGAGUUUGUGAUAGACAAAAUAGUCUUGAAGUUAAAAAUGUCUUUUAUUUUUUUCAAAUUUUUUUUAUUCCUUUAGAUUUAUGAUCUCGAUAUUUUUUUAAUGUAUUGAGUGAUAUAUUUUGUGUACAAAACAUGACUGAUGUGUACAUUACAUUCAAUGCCAACGUUUAUUAAUUUGUCAGAUGUAAUGUUUUAUAUUUUCAAGAGCAGGGUUGUUUAUUUAUAUCUCAACCUCUGUUAGUUUUAAUGGAGCAACUUGGCAUUCAAUAGAUUAUUUUAAUAUGGGCAUAGUGUACUAAAAGCCUAUAGUAUUUAUCACUAUAACUUUAGUUAUAUGUAUACAGUUACAUGUAGUUAUCAAUGUUGUUUUAUUCAUUUUGUAUUUGAUAUGUAUAAAGCAACCUUAGUUUAUAUUUGCUAAUGUAUAGCUAAAGUGAUGCUAUAAGGGGGGGGGGAUUCAUUAGAAAAAGGGCAACCGUUAGCAGAAGGCAUGUUUAGGCUAGCAAUUGUACAAGCACAGUGUUCUUGAGAACUGAAAUGAAUUAAUUUACCAUCAGAGCUAGUAUAUUAAGAAUAUCCUGACCUUGCUGGAAUGAGCUUUUGUUUCAAGUGUUCAGAUUAAGAUCUAUGUGUCAGAUGAAUUGUCAAGUCUAGGAUUUGUUUCAUCAGUUGUAUCCACAUCCACCUUCAAUUCCAUCCCAAAAUGUGUUUCAUUACUAGCAACAUCGAUUGGAAGCGUCCUUGUGUGAUUCACUAUUGUUUUCUCUGUGUUCUAGUCAACAUUGAUAUUUUUAUAUCUAGUGUUAUAUAUGUAUAUUAUUUGACUAGGGUCAUUUUUUUUUAUUAUUAUUGUCACCUCAUGACCAUGCCAUCUUUGACUUAGUCGAGUCUUUGAUGAAUGAAGUAGAAUUUAGCAUCAUUCAUCUUUUAAGAAACCUUUUUUUUUUUUUUUUGACAUAUUGUGAUAAUAAAAUAUGAUUAAUUGA